AUCGGGUCGCAUUAAUAUAUGUAACGACAGACAAGGCAGAAUAUACUGAAUAUUUAGGAUGUUUUAACCCUAACAUACAGCGUAUUUUUAGUUUCGAUUACUGGCAAGGCUUUGGGUUUGCAGCUUCAUCUUCUGAGACGAAGUUAAAAUACAACUAGCCUACAGUGUCCUCUAAUUUCUCGUUUACUAUGUUUGUCAGUCUAUUGACAAUUCACAUUGUACUGAAAUAAGUCAUUCCAGUAAUUAUCACGUCAGUGAGGAGGCUCAUCCUGACCUGGAGCAGCAUGCUGAACAUGGCAGUGAUUGAUGACCCCAGGAAGGCUUUCGGCUCCCUGCGGCCGGUGUGCGUGCUUCUGACGCGAGAGCCCACGGUGCACAAUGUGGAGCGCCUGCGCACCCAGCUGCAGGGGCUCAGCGACUCUGCCCUGCAGCAGCUGCAGGAGUACAUCAUCUUCCCUCUGCGCUUUGCCCUCAAGACACCUGGCCCCAAAAAGGACAGCCAGGUCCUGGCCGUGGUGGAAUGCGUUGCCUACGUCCUCACCAGCACCUGCGUGCAGAGCUGGGAACUGCUCCGGGACCUCUUCUCUGAGCUCUGUGUCUGCCUGUGCUCCCCCUCGAACCCUGGCAAGCCAGCCCCGGUGUCGGAGGAAUUGAAGACAGCCGUCGUGCAGGCUCUCGAUGCGCUGCUGCACGCAGCCUAUGGUGACAUCGUUCUCCAUUUGUAUGAGCCCCCCAUGAUGCCUGCGUUAGGACUUGCCAUUUCUUUGUUGUUAGAACUAGGCGAGCAUGAAAAGUCAAGGAAGCUGCAGACGGCAGCCUUGAAGUGUCUCCAGGUUUUUCUUCUGCAGUGUGACUGCUCGCAGCUUCACAGGUCAAUGAACGAGGAGGAGGAAAGGAUGCUUGGAAGGACCUUUGCCUCCUUUUUACCAGGGAUCACUCAAGGCCUGUCUAGGGUUGUCACUGGGGAUGUUAAACAAGGCCAUGCAGUGACAGUAAGUGCUAUGAGAGUUUGGUUCAAAACUGUAGGCCUGGUAAUGGAUGAAAAGCAGCUUUCAAAGGACAAGGAGAAGCCUGUGGUCGAGCUUGGUCGAGUUGGGGAGCUCAUGGUACAGAGGACCAAGGAAUGGGUGAAAGACACUGGAGGCAAGCUGGCUGUUCUUUUAAAGAAGAUGCUUGCUUGUUCUUCAGGCCACCAGCAUUGGAAAGUUAGAAUGGAGGUGGUUGAACUCUCAAGCCAUCUCCUAUCCAGGUGCCAUGGGACCCUGGUGGACUCUAUCAGCCCCCUCCUGGAGGCUUUAGUUGGUCUGGUGAAUGACGAGAGCUCAGAGGUCAGGGCUAGAUGUGAUGAGGUGUUGAAGUCCAUGGCUGAACAGAACCUGAUUGGUGGAAACCAGGCAUUUAUCAAUAUUUUGUCAGAAAAUCUGCACUCCUUAACCACCUCCUUGCCGCGACUGAUGAGGAGCGCAGACGACCAGGACAAACUGUCCACGCUGAACCUCUUCUUGGGCUAUCUGAAGAUUCUGGGGCCAAGAGUGUCAGCUGUUUUGAAUUCAGCCGCCCACCUCCAGCGCAUCUCUAAAGCACUGAUGCAGGUUUUAGAGAUGGACGUGACCGAUGUCAGGAUAGUGGAAGAACGUCGUUUUCACAAUGAAACCCCCGGAGAGCAACAUACUGAACUUCUAGAAAGGGCGACUCAGAAAAAGUACUUCCGAUACUUUACAGACGAGAGGAUAUUUGCAUUGCUCCGACAACUCUGCAGGGUGCUUGGCUACUAUGGAGACCUCUACCUGUUGGUGGACCACUUCAUGGACCUCUAUCGCGAGUCAGUGGUCUAUAGAAAACAGGCUGCGUUGGUCCUCAACGAACUCAUUGCAGGUGCUGCUGGGAUGAAUUUGGAGACGUCGGUGGGACAAAAGGAUCUAGUAAGCCAAGAGAACUUGAAGGCAGCAGUUAUGUCUGUUACUGAAGAAUACACAAGCCUGGUCAACUGGCAUUUAGUCACCACUAGUGUGGAAUCAGAGCAGGGAGAUAGCACUGCCUUUAGCCAGUCGAGGUUGCUCUCAAUCACCACGAGUGCAAACACCGAUUAUCUGAAAUCUUCAGCAGGCUUGAACCCAACAAUCGGUCUGAUGAAUAGCAAUAUCUGGCAGAUUUGUAUCCAGCUGGAAGGGAUCGGCUGUUUCGCACUUGCCCUUGGGCCGCAGUUCCGGCUGCUCUUGAUCACAGCCUUGUACCCCGUGCUGGAAAAGGCAGGGGAUGAAACCCUGCUGAUUAGCCAGGCAGCUCUGGGAGCCAUGAGGGACAUCUGCAAAGGCUGUGGCUAUAACUCUCUGAAAGACCUCAUCAACCAGAACUCGGACUAUCUGGUGAAUGAUAUAUCCUUGAACCUGCAGAGGCUGAGCCAGCACCCCCACACUCCCAGGGUUCUCGGUGUGAUGAUCAGCAACUCGGAUGCCAGCCUGCUUCCGCUGGUGGUGGAUAUCAUUCAAGACGUGCUGAUGGCCUUGGACCACUGUUAUGACAAGAGGGCACCCGUAUUCUGUGUGGUUUUACAUUCACUUGUAGGGGCAUUCGUACGGUGGUUCCCAGCUGAGACGAGCAGCAGGAAUGAAUGCAGGAACCCGGAUGGAGAGAGGGACUUGCCAGAGGAGAUGAUGAGGUUUCUCCUGGACUAUCACAGGCAGAGGCAGCUAGCAGAGGGCAACGCUGCAGAGGAGGCAGAGCUGGAGGACACAGAAAUGCCACCCCCGGCUCCGGAGCCUGAUGAUAGUGAGGAAGGUCCUGCCGUGAAACCUGAACUGCCCCCUCACAUCAGCAUUGCCAAGGAGGUGAUGGAGAGGUGCAUCCACCUCCUGUCAGACAAGAGUCUGCGUCUCCGGCUCAAGGUUCUGGACGUGCUGGAGCUGUGUGUGACAGUGCUGCAGAGCCACGAGAAUGAACUGCUCCCUAUGGCUCACCGCGCAUGGCCCCCGCUUGUGCAGAGACUGACUAACGAUGAUCCACUGGCGGUGCUCAGAGCUUUCAAGGUGAUGUGUACGCUUGGGGAGAUGUGUGGGGAUUUCCUCAGAAGGAGGGUGUCUAAAGACGUGCUCCCCAGACUGACGGGCUCCCUGGUAAAGCAGGCUCCGGUGAGCGCCAGGGCUGGGCCCGUCUACACCCACACCCUGGCCUACAAGAUGCAGCUGGCAGUCCUGCAGGGACUGGGGGCUCUGUGCUGCCGACUGGACUUGGCGGAUGCUGAAUUUGAUGUCGUCUCAGACGCCUGCCUGCACUAUCUGAGCUGCAGGCAGCCUCCUAAACUGCAAGAGGCCUGUGUCAGUGUUUUCCAGCAUCUAAUCCAGGUUGACCCGGACUCAGUCUGGCUCACCCUGAACGAACUUUACUGCCCAAACUCGUAUGAACCAAAGCACUCAAGUCUGCAUGCGGUCCAGCUGAGCGGCAUGGGAAAACAGAGGAACGAGUUCACCGAGAACAUCCUGAAGCUACUGCAGGAGAUGCAGUGAAGUAUCUGCAGGGCUCCUACAGCCCAGGACAGGGAAUAGGGGCCAGGCAGGGGAUCAGAACUCAGGAAGCAGGGCCCAGGGAUUGGUUUAUGGAUGCUGUUGGGGAGUCACUUGCCUACUAGUGGGAAUUAGGCACUAAACCCUCUUACCGUCAGUCAUCCAGAGAGCUGCAAAACAGCAGCAAUCUCCAUUGUGCAGUACUGGGAGGGGUUAGGCUAUUACAUCCUCCAAUACUUCAUAUGGAUUUUGGUAUUCCAUAUGAAAUGUUAGAAUCUUUAAUAUCUUUAGUUCAGGUAAACAAAGGACUUUUAAAUAAAUUAAAAAAGUCAAAUAUUUGUUAUGACAGGUAUGAACUGUUUUUAGAGGAGUUUUGUACCCUUUACAGGUUAUUUUAUUGCAGCUAUGAUCCCCUUUCAUUUCUCACUGCAUCCAAUCAAAACCAUACAGGAUGCCCCAAACAAACUGAGAAGCCUCUGCACCCCUACAAAAAUGAGCCCUUUCUGCACUGGCCCACGGAUAUAAAAUCACAUCUUGAUCCAGCUUCUAUCAAACAAGGCACCAUUUGUAGGUGGGAGUCUCAAUUGUAAUGUUCUACGGUAUUUAAUAAUCACAAUUAAAAAAAUAAAUAAUAAAAUGAAUAAACCCUUGUUAAGCCGUCCUGAUACCAUGUAUUUGUUUCUAGUAAGAAAGCCUGCUUAGCUCCAGCGGUAGACUGCUCUUGCUUUCGUUCUUAAAACACAGAAGCAAAGUUAAUUUACUUGCUUUGCUGAUUACAUAUCUUUCAAUCAGCCUCCUCCUGUAAAUCCACAGCAUUGAAUUCAGCUGUUCACGCAGGCCCUACAGAUGAGCAGCGAUUCUACAGGAACAUUCUUCUGCAGCAGAAGACCUUUCAGAAGGGAAGAGGCUUCGUUUUUGCUCUCCGUUAAAGGAUAAAUAAUAAAACCCUCAAACAUUUUACCAAGUGUAAUGAUGCAUCCCCCUUUAAGCUGUUAUUGUCAGGUGCAGCAUUUUCCUUGGGUGAAAUAAAGUUUGAUAAACCACACUAGGAGUAGUGUGGAACAGGA
Molecule: messenger RNA, 4567 nt
Organism: Acipenser ruthenus (sterlet)
Lineage: Eukaryota; Metazoa; Chordata; Actinopteri; Acipenseriformes; Acipenseridae
Product: TELO2-interacting protein 1 homolog
Exons: 8
Coding region: 285-3503 (1072 amino acids)
Biological process (GO): chromatin remodeling
Cellular component (GO): cytoplasm
Source: RefSeq, a predicted model, not a curated record